Molecule: messenger RNA, 913 nt
Organism: Hydra vulgaris (swiftwater hydra)
Lineage: Eukaryota; Metazoa; Cnidaria; Hydrozoa; Anthoathecata; Hydridae
Source: RefSeq, a predicted model, not a curated record
GAUUGUUUAUUGGCAGCAUAAAAAAACUAAACCAUGUUUAUGUUGUUGGUCCUUACAACUUUUUUAAUUAGUACUAAUUAUCCAUUAAACAAAUGUAUGGCAAUGUCAUCAAAUGAUUUUACAGACAUAUCUAAAAGUGAUCUAGACAAAGUUAGGGUUUUAGUUGAAACCCUUGCUAAUAGCGAAGUCGUCAUUGGAGCUACAGAGGUAUUUAAAGCUGGUAAAGUUUUUUUAGAAGAAAAUCUACAAGAAAUCAAACUUGCCAUUGAUGCUAUUAAAAGUAUUAAACGCUGGUGGAAAAAUGAAAUAUCUGGUGCUCUCUGCGCUAAACUCCUGGUUGAUGACUAUGUAAAAUAUAAGGUUGCCGCCUUUUCAGGAACAGCGUGUGCAUUUACUUUUGGCUCGUUAUUUGGUCCUGUUGGCGCCGCGGUUGGUGGUGUAGGUUGUAUGAUAGUUGGAGGUGCGGCUGCUCACGCUUUCUCUGACCGAUUGACGGAAUGGCUAUUUGGAGUAUCAAGAGAAGUAGCAUUAGAAAACGCAUAUAAAUUUUUUAAUUUAAAAUCAACAGCAUCUAAUAAAGAGAUUAAUUAUGCAUUUAAUCAAUUGUGCAAGAAGUUCGAUCCAAAAAGCGGAGGCAACGAGGAUGAAUAUUAUUUCGUGCAAGUUAACAUGGCCAUCAUUAAGGGAUCAAAAAAUAAUCUUUGAUUUUCUAAAUUAAUAAGUUUGGUAUUUUCAAACUUCAAAUAAAGAAUGUUUUCAACAAGAGUAGAAUAACAAUUAAUUAAAUUUCAAAAUAGUUUUGAUAUCUUAAUCUAUUUUCUUUUACCAUUUUUAUAUAAUUUUAAUUUUAACUUGUAUAAAUUGUUAGACAAAAUAUAAUAAAAACCAAAAGCGGUAAUUUCAUAACGGUAAA